Molecule: messenger RNA, 2268 nt
Organism: Schizosaccharomyces japonicus yFS275
Lineage: Eukaryota; Fungi; Ascomycota; Schizosaccharomycetes; Schizosaccharomycetales; Schizosaccharomycetaceae
Product: 3'-tRNA processing endonuclease Trz2
Exons: 1
Coding region: 1-2268 (755 amino acids)
Biological process (GO): tRNA 3'-end processing; tRNA processing
Cellular component (GO): nucleus
Molecular function (GO): 3'-tRNA processing endoribonuclease activity
Source: RefSeq, a predicted model, not a curated record
AUGUCUCAGAAACGGGUUGCUCACGGAAACAGAACUUUUACCGUUCAGUUUGUAUCGACAAGUUCUCCGGAAACAUCACCUAUCCCGUGCAUUCAUCUUUUUUUUGAUUCCAAACGGUACCUGUUUGGUUCCGUCGGUGAAUCCUGCCAAAGAUGCGUCUUGUCACAGCAGCUAAGAUUAGCAAGAAUUGAAGAUGUGUUUUUCUGUCAAGGAUACUCAUUGCAAAAUUACAAUCAGGAAGAUAACAACGAACUUAGCUUGUGGGACUGUUACGGUGGCCUUCCUGGUUUCUUGCUGUCAUUAGCUGAUAUUGGUGAACCAAAAGGCGACGGUAAAGACAGCAUUGGGAACUCGAAGCUCGUACUCCACGGCUCUCGUGAAUUGCCAAAACUUCUUUCUUGCAUGCGACAUUUUACAUAUCAUGAUGUGUUGGAUAUUCAACUUGACAUAUUUGACGAUGAAUGUCCUGCUACUUUUUCAGAUGACAACAUAAACGUUUAUCCAGUGGUAAUACAGAACCCUACACUACAGGUUUCUCCUGCUAAACGGCGCAAACGUGAGCAUGCGCCGAAGGAUGAUGAAAAUUCGCUAGUGAACGAGCCUAACAACGUCGUUCACUUGGGUUCUGCUGUACCACAAAGCGAUGCAUACAACGAAGGCAUCGACACACACUUUUCUUACGUUGUUCAGUCUCAUCCUUCCCCUGGAAGAUUUGAUGCCAAAAAAGCAAAAAGCCUUGGUAUAACCAAGGGCGCGGACUGUGGAAAACUCGCGCGCAAUGAAAAUGUUCAGCUACCGGAUGGAACCAUUAUAAAACCCUCGGAUGUCAUCGGUCCAGAUGUUCCCGGGUUAUGCUUUUACUUUGUCUAUUGUCCUUCGCUAAACUGGCUCGAAGCAACCCUUGAACACUCGGCAUGGAGUCGUGCCCCAAAACCUGUCUGUAUUAUACAUGCCGUUAGUCAAGACGUUCUGAACCAUCCCAGUUACCUCUCAUGGCUUAAUAGUUUUGGUGACAACGUUUCGCACUUGGUUUCCCCACUCGAGCCCAAUCACUCGGUCUUGUUUUACAAAAGUUCUCUUACAUCACUUGCAUUAAACCUGUUACAUCCAACCAUAUUUCCGCUUGGCACCUCUUUUCUGCAGACUAAACUUUGUAAGGAUGGCCGUUUUUUCAAGGUUGUACCUCGGACUACUUUCACUUUUGGCAAGACAUUAAAAUUAAACGAACCGGAAGCAUAUCCCUCCAUUGAUUCCCUUCUCGAUACUCUGAAAAUAGAGAACCCUGAUUAUGUUCGUUUAGCGGGGAAAGCCCGUGAGCUCGUUUGUCAAAAGACCACGUCGAUGAUCGAGCCUGGUCAUGACAUCCAGCUUAUUACCCUUGGUACGGGUUCUGCUAUGCCAUCCCUAUACCGAAAUGUCAGUGCAAAUCUAUUGCGUAUACCCAUCUUCGGCGAAACAAACAAAACGUAUAACAUUCUUUUGGAUUGCGGCGAGGGAACACUCGGCCGCAUGGCUCGUCAAUUUGGUGACCGUUUAACAGAAGAGCUUGCUGCUUUGCGUUGGAUCUACAUUUCACACAUGCAUGCCGAUCACCAUGCUGGCGUUAACGGCAUUCUUCAAGCAUGGGCUAAAGUAACUGAACCUGACCAGGUUUUAUUUAUUACAGCGCCCCAAGCCUUUUAUAACUGGCUUUCUGAGUAUGCUACACUGGAUUCCCUACCUAUGGAUCGUGUUGUCUUCAUAAACAAUACCGCACUUCGAAACGAUCGUCCCAAUAUAACAGAGGCAUGUUCAAGAGAGAUAAGCCAUCUGUUUAACUCAUUGGGCCUUAAUAGUCUUCUCACUGUACCUGCCAUCCACUGCGCCUACUCGUUUUGUGUGGCUUUCACUCUGUCAAACGGAUGUAAAAUAGCAUACUCAGGCGAUACACGUCCCUGUUUACCAUUCUGUAACAUUGGUUUUAACGCUGAUUUGCUCAUUCAUGAGGCAACUCUGGAAGAUACCAUGCAAGACAUCGCUAUAAAAAAACAACACUGUACUCAUAAAGAAGCAUUGGAUAUCGCUAAACAAAUGCAAGCGAAAAACGUUGUUCUAACACAUUUUAGCCAACGUUAUCCAAAAUUGCCAGAUGUUCAUAUCGAGAGCGAUUCACCGAAUGUCGCUCUUGCAUUUGACGGAAUGGCUAUUAGAAUACAUGAAAUCUCUCAGUUUCAACAUUUCGUAGAACCUCUCAAAACACUCUUCAGCGAAAAGCCUAUCGAAAGUUAA